GACAAACUCCCUGUAGGUCAGGGCAAACGGGGAGCAGCCAUUAAUGACUGCUCGGUCUUGAUCUGAGUUCGGAGCAGACAACGGGCCCAGGUUCGGGAUGAACUCCUACUUAGACUACCCCGUGUGCAGCCGAGGGCCGAACCUUUUCAGCGGCAGCAACCUAAACCACAGAUACGCAACAAGUGAGGGUUACGCACCGGAUGGCCGCUUGAUCGCUUCUGCAUCGCACCAGAACCUCCCUCUGCACCAGCAGCACGUCAAUCUGGACCUGCAGUUCUCAGCACCUGGAACCCCCAUGUAUGGAUCUCAUCUGGAGUACGGCCUCGCUCCAGACCUGAACCAGAGCUUCCUCCAGGCCUCACCGCUCGGAACCAACAUGGCUCCCUACAGCGUGGACAGCUGCGGACCCGGAGGCGCAUCUGGCGGCCAGUACCUGCAGUUCGACGACCAGAGGCAGCAGGAAUAUGCAGUUUACCCGAGGCCCCAGUGUAGGGAGAAGGAGCCCGCGGAGGAAACUUCUAGAACUUUUGACUGGAUGAAAGUAAAAAGGAAUCCUCCAAAAACAGCCGCCCUGUCGGAGUUCGGGGUUCCGGGUCAGCACGGCGCCAUCCGGACCAACUUCACCACCAAGCAGCUGACGGAGCUGGAGAAGGAGUUCCACUUCAACAAGUACCUGACGCGGGCCCGGCGGGUGGAGGUCGCGGCCAGCCUGGAGCUCAACGAGACGCAGGUGAAGAUCUGGUUCCAGAACCGCAGGAUGAAGCAGAAGAAGCGCGAGAAGUUCGGCUGCGUGUCGGCGCAGAGGAAACCUUCCGGUCCCGACGCCUCUCCAAAGACAAAGGAGUGA
Molecule: messenger RNA, 847 nt
Organism: Nematolebias whitei (Rio pearlfish)
Lineage: Eukaryota; Metazoa; Chordata; Actinopteri; Cyprinodontiformes; Rivulidae
Gene: hoxb1b
Product: homeobox B1b
Exons: 2
Coding region: 98-847 (249 amino acids)
Biological process (GO): regulation of transcription by RNA polymerase II
Cellular component (GO): nucleus
Molecular function (GO): DNA-binding transcription factor activity, RNA polymerase II-specific; RNA polymerase II cis-regulatory region sequence-specific DNA binding
Source: RefSeq, a predicted model, not a curated record